UGCGAUCUCUGGAUUGGCUGGAGACGGCCGUCACGCUCCAGCUACGCCACUUCCUUUCCGCGGCUCUAUAAAAAGUGCUGCACCACCCCUUUAUCUCCUAGCCCGUCGGAGCUGGAAAUGCAACUGUUGGGAGCUUCGGAGGCUGCGGAGCUGGAGGCGGAGGCGGCUGGGGAGGUCCGAGCGAUGUGACCAGGCCGCCGUCGCUCGUCUCUUCCUCUUUCCUGCCGCCUCCUGUGUCGAAAAUAACUUUUUUUUACUGUAAAGAAAGGAGAAAAAAAGUAGCCGUACGCCGCUCACGCCCUCUCUCCCUCUUAACCCUCUGACUUGUGAGGGAGCCCGGGGUGGCCGCUCCUCCGUCGGGGCCGCGCCGCCGAGCCCCGGCCGCCCCCGCCCGCCGCCCCCAUGCAUCCCUUCUACAGUCGGGCCGCCACCAUGAUAGGCGAGAUCGCCGCCGCCGUAUCCUUCAUCUCUAAGUUCCUCCGCACCAAGGGGCUCACGAGCGAGCGACAACUGCAGACCUUCAGCCAGAGCCUGCAGGAGCUGUUGGCAGAACAUUAUAAACAUCACUGGUUCCCAGAGAAGCCCUGCAAGGGAUCAGGUUACCGUUGUAUUCGCAUCAACCAUAAAAUGGAUCCUCUGAUUGGACAGGCAGCGCAGCGGAUUGGACUGAGCAGUCAGGAGCUGUUCAGGCUUCUCCCAAGUGAACUCACGCUCUGGGUUGACCCGUACGAAGUGUCCUACAGAAUUGGCGAGGAUGGCUCCAUCUGUGUGCUGUACGAAGCCUCACCAGCAGGAGGUAGCACCCAAAACAGCACCAACGUGCAAAUGGUAGACAGCAGAAUCAGCUGUAAGGAGGAACUUCUCUUGGGCAGAACAAGCCCUUCCAAAAACUACAAUAUGAUGACUGUAUCAGGUUAAGAUAUAGUCUAUGGAUGGAUCAUCUUAUAAUGGAUGGAUAAAUUUGAUUUUUGCUUUGGGUGGGCUCCCCUUGGGGAUGGAUUAUGGAAUUUAAACCGUGUCACAGCUGUGAAGAUCUGGCACAAGAUAGAGUGGUAAAAAAAAUUUUUUUUUAAGUGACAGUGCCAUAGUUUGGACAGUACCUUUCAAUGAUUUUAAUAGCCUGUGAGUCCAAGUAAAUGAUCAUCUUAUUUGCUAGGAGUGAAGUCCUAGGAUGGUUUCAGUUUCUCCCAGACAUGAUACCUAAAUUUUUACGUCAGUCCCUUUAAUGCAAAUCUGUAUUUCUCUGCAGUAGAAUUUGCAGAGAAAAUUUGCACUAUUCCACUUAAAAGUCGUUAUCCUUUUCGGCAGCUCAAUAGGAAAGCUCAACAUUUUAAACAUGGUAGUACUGGAAAUUUUAUGACAAGACUUUUACCUAGCACUUAAAUAUGUAUAAAUGUAUAUAAGACAAACUAGUAAGCAUGACCGGGGGAAAUGGUCAGACCUUGUAUUGUGUUUUUGGCCUUGAAAGUAGCAAGUGACCAGAAUCUGCCUUGGCAACAGGCUUUAAAAAAAAAAAAAAAAAAAGACCCUUAAAAAGACACUGUCUCAACUGUGGUGUUAGCACCAGCCAGCUCUCUGUACAUUUGCUAGCUUGUAGUUUUCUAAGACUGAGUAAACUUCUUAUUUUUAGAAAGUGGAGGUCUGGUUUGUAACUCUCCUUGUACUUAAUUGGGUAAAAGUCUUUUCCACAAACCACCAUCUAUUUUGUGAACUUUGUUAGUCAUCUUUUAUUUGGUAAAUUAUGAACUGGUGUAAAUUUGUACAGUUCAUGUAUAUUGAUUGUGGCAAAGUUGUACAGAUUUCUAUAUUUUGGAUGAGAAAUUUUUCUUCUCUCUAUAAUAAAUUGUUUCUUAUCUUGGCAUUUUAA
This is a messenger RNA of Odocoileus virginianus texanus, 1867 nucleotides long. RefSeq names its product BTG anti-proliferation factor 1 (gene BTG1). Gene Ontology annotation, cellular component: nucleus; cytoplasm. Gene Ontology annotation, biological process: negative regulation of mitotic cell cycle; negative regulation of cell population proliferation. The record is from RefSeq and is a predicted model, not a curated record. NCBI's taxonomy places the organism in Eukaryota, Metazoa, Chordata, Mammalia, Artiodactyla, Cervidae.